UGCGAUCUACGUCUUCCUUUCUUUCCUUCAUCGCGCAACUUUUCAAACCCAAAAACGAAAAAGCGCAUGAAAUGGAUCGAAGAUUCGAAGCUCUCUGAUCAAAACAAACUGAUAAAAAUGAUCAACUGAAAAGCUCAACCAAUCCAAAUUCACUUUUAUUUUUGGGAAUUGCAAAAUGAAAAUCCCCUUUUGUGUCAUCUUUUUCUCUCUUGGUUUCUCUUUUUUUCUCCCAUCAUCCGUCGCCAGAGGCGGAGAACGUUCUUCUCUGCGUUCAGGCACUAAUAAUGUCAGUUGGUAUGCGAAUUCUGCUAGGCGGUUUCUAGUUGAGGGUGACAAAUCUCAGGGAAGUGUUGAUAAGGCUCGUGGAUACUUGAGUAACUCUGAUCUUGAAAAGGCUGUGAAGGAAUUUGGGAAAAGAUGCAGUAACAUUUCUAAGAUUUAUAGUAUUGGAGAGAGUGUGAAUGGAGUUCCACUGUGGGUCAUAGAGAUCUCUGACAAGCCUGGGGUGGAAGAGCCUGAACCUGCAUUCAAGUAUAUUGGAAAUAUGCAUGGAGAUGAGCCCGUUGGUCGCGAACUUCUGAUACGUCUUGCAAACUGGAUAUGCGAUAAUUAUCUGAAAGAUCCCUUGGCCACAUUGAUAGUAGACAAUGUUCACCUUCAUAUUCUUCCAUCAAUGAAUCCUGAUGGAUUUUCAUUAGGGCGGCGUGGUAAUGCAAACAAUAUUGAUCUAAAUCGAGAUUUUCCAGACCAGUUCUUUCCUCGGAAUGAUGACAUAGACUCGCGACAACCAGAAACAAGAGCAAUUAUGAAUUGGUUGAGAAAGAUACAGUUCACAGCAUCUGCCAGUUUGCAUGGGGGUGCACUUGUUGCAAAUUAUCCAUGGGAUGGUACUGAGGAUAAAAGGAGAAUUUACUAUAGAUGUCCUGAUGAUGAUACAUUCCGGUUCAUGGCAAGUACAUAUAGCCGUUCUCAUCGUAACAUGUCUUUGAGCACAGAAUUUCCUGGAGGAAUUACAAAUGGAGCAUCUUGGUACCCAAUAUAUGGUGGAAUGCAAGACUGGAACUAUAUACAUGCUGGAUGUUUUGAAUUGACCUUGGAAAUUAGUGAUAACAAAUGGCCUAAUGCUGAUGAGCUUUCUACACUUUGGGAAUACAACAAAAUGAGUCUAUUAAACCUCAUAGCCAGCGUUGUGAAGAUGGGAGUACACGGAAGGAUAUUUUCAUCUGAUAGAGGGAGGCCACUACCAGGUUCUAUCAUGAUCAAGGGAAUAAAUUACACGAUUAAAGCUGGCAGAUUGUUUGCUGAUUACCAUCGCUUGCUUACCCCAGCAAAGGGAUAUGAAGUUGUGGCCUCUGUCUCGGGGUACAAAUCAAAGACGACGGGGAUCCUUUUAGGAGAAGCAGGCAUGAGUUUAGACUUUAUUCUUGAUCCAGAAGGCACACCUGUGGAGAAUCUAAGAACUACCUGUGAUUGCAGCUAUUGUGGCAUGUCCAAGCUUGAAAAUUUGUGGGGGUUUCACUUAGAAUUUUAUUAUAUUAUUUUGAUUGUCAUUUUAGCUUUCCUCUGCUUUCUGUUUAUAAGAAGAAUGGGAUUCUACUUUUUAAACCAUAGACAGUCGCCAAAGAGGUCAUUCCAAGCAUGAGGUGUUCACUGUAACUUCUAACUUGUACAAACGUAAUUGUUGUACGUUUCAGAUAAAAAUAUACAACUUUUUGCCAUUUGCUUAUGUAUUAGGAAGCGUCUGUUAACUUGUUUUGGCACAAGUUUUCUUGUGCUGGACAUUCUGUUGUUUAUUCUUGUCAAUGAAACUCAUGAGAUGUAAACAAAGACAAUCUUGUGUAAUUUUGAUUAUGAGUCCCAAUGUUACCUCAUUUUCCAAUGUCCAAA
Manihot esculenta (cassava) is the source of this 1887-nucleotide messenger RNA. RefSeq names its product carboxypeptidase SOL1. Gene Ontology annotation, molecular function: zinc ion binding; metallocarboxypeptidase activity. The transcript has 15 exons. Bases 176 to 1642 code for a protein of 488 amino acids. The record is from RefSeq and is a predicted model, not a curated record. NCBI's taxonomy places the organism in Eukaryota, Viridiplantae, Streptophyta, Magnoliopsida, Malpighiales, Euphorbiaceae. Gene Ontology annotation, biological process: proteolysis.